CGUGAAUAGUGACCACUUUUCCAAUUUUACAACCACCGCAGCCAUGUCUUCCUUCAUUGACGGCAUAUUUGGCUCAGAUCAGCCCAAUCCAAGCACGCCUGCUUCGAGUGGGCUUCCUCAGGCGAGGAGGAGAGUCGAUCGCUCAUCAUCAAGACCAAGGGGUCCGCCAUCUGAGAGCGCCGGCGCCCCGAGUGAGAUCGACGGCUUCCAUGACGACGAGAUUGUUGGUGCCAGAGGCACAAUUCCAAGGCCUCGAGGCCCCCCAGGCGAUAUCCCCAAGGUGGUUGACAGGUUAGGGGAGGCACUAGUGGGGAUUUUCGAGACAUUCCUUGAGAACUACACAGAAGACCCAUCCUCGUCGGGUGUGCCGACUUCUAGUGUGUUAGGAACAGAUAAAUAUUACAUCGCUCAGAUACAUGGGCUGCGCACAUAUGGCCUCUCGACGCUCUAUGUUGAUUUUAGACAUAUUAUGCGGUACAAUGGCGGCGAACUAUCGGAUGCCGUUCUGGGACACUACUACAGGUUCUUACCGUAUAUGACACGCGCGCUGAACAACAAGAUUGCCGAGCAUGAGCCACAGUACUACCGUCAGCACAGGCAACCAAACUCGAACACUUCUGCUGCAUCACUGGCAGGCAAUGCAGACACACAAGCCUCAGAUAUGGCAAAAGACACAAUUAACCAACCUACGGACAAGCUGUUCACGCUCGCGUUUUACAAUCUGCCUUUAGUCACCCGUGUUCGCCAAUUAAGAACGAAUCAGAUUGGCCAUCUGCUUUCAAUAUCUGGAACCGUGACAAGAACCUCUGAGGUUCGUCCCGAACUCUCCUCUGCAACGUUUAUCUGCGAAGUCUGCAACACGGUGGUACCCAACAUUGAGCAGACUUUCCGCUAUACCGAACCUACACAGUGCCCCAAUCUGACUUGCGGCAACCGAACGGGCUGGAGAUUGGAUGUCAGACAGAGCACAUUCGUGGACUGGCAAAAAGUCCGUAUCCAGGAGAACAGCUCCGAAAUUCCUACUGGAAGCAUGCCUCGAACUAUGGAUGUCAUUCUUCGAGGUGAGAUGGUUGAUAGAGCUAAAGCUGGCGAGAAAUGCAUUUUCACCGGUACAUUGAUCGUCAUUCCCGACGUUAGUCAAUUCAGAGUUCCAGGUACACGUGUAACUGCAACAAGAGACAAUUCCGGAGCUCCAAGGGGCGCUGAUGUUGGUGGUAGUGGCGUUACUGGACUCAAAGCGCUCGGCGUUCGGGAUCUUACAUAUAGGCUUGCUUUUAUGGCAUGUAUGGUCACGCCAGACACGUCAACACCAGGUCAGAGCACGGCACAGCUUAAUGGCCAAGCAGAUAACAUCCUGGCAUCUCUCGGACAGUCCGUACCUCUAGACUCCAGCACUGGCGAAGAAGCUCAGGCCGCGUACCUUGCAACACUUUCGCCAGCAGAGAUCCAAGACUUGAGGGAUAUGGUUCACAUGCCGAAUAUUUUCAUGCGACUGGUUGACUCCAUUGCACCUAUGGUUUAUGGCCACCAGGUAAUCAAGAAGGGUCUUUUAUUACAGCUGAUGGGUGGUGUGAGCAAGUCUACCAAGGAAGGUAUGGCUCUCAGAGGAGAUAUCAAUAUCUGCAUAGUCGGUGAUCCAUCUACGAGCAAGUCACAAUUCCUCAAGUACAUCUGCUCCUUCCUACCUCGGGCUGUAUAUACCUCAGGCAAAGCUUCUUCAGCGGCAGGUCUUACGGCUGCUGUGGUUAAAGAUGAGGAGACUGGCGAAUUUACCAUUGAGGCAGGCGCACUUAUGCUGGCAGACAAUGGAAUAUGUGCCAUUGAUGAGUUCGAUAAGAUGGACAUUGCUGAUCAAGUCGCGAUCCACGAAGCAAUGGAACAACAGACAAUCUCAAUUGCCAAAGCAGGCAUCCAGGCUACUCUUAAUGCACGAACAAGCAUUCUUGCUGCAGCAAACCCAGUUGGUGGCCGAUACAAUAGAAAGGCUACUCUCCGAGCGAACAUCAACAUGAGCGCCCCAAUCAUGUCGCGAUUUGAUUUGUUCUUUGUGGUUCUGGAUGAGUGUGAUGAGAAUAUCGAUCGUCAUCUCGCGGAGCACAUUGUUGGUGUCCAUCGUUUACGGGAUGAUGCCGUACAGCCGGAAUUCAGUACCGAGCAGUUGCAGCGUUACAUCCGCUUUGCGCGAACAUUCCGUCCAGAAUUCACACCUGAGGCGAAGGUAACCCUUGUUGAGAAGUACAAAGAGCUUCGUGCAGAUGAUGCUCAAGGUGGCAUUGGGCGGAACAGCUACAGAAUCACCGUGCGUCAACUUGAGAGUAUGAUCCGUCUCAGCGAAGCUAUCGCAAAGGCGAAUUGCGUCACCGAAGUCACCCCUGAGUUUGUACGUGAGGCAUACAACCUGCUCCGUCAAUCAAUCAUCUCCGUUGAGAAGGAUGACGUUGAGGUCGAAGAGGAUGAUGUACCCGGUGAUUCCCGAAAUGGUGAGGUAGACCAAACCAUGGAGAAUGGUGUGAACGACAGAGCAGAAUCAGUCACACCAGCACCAAGGAAAGAGAAGACGAAGAUAACGUACGACAAAUAUAUGAGCAUUCUUAACACGAUGGUAAGACGUGUCAAUGAAGAUCAGUUGUCAGCUGAAGAUGGUGUUGAGGAAGAGGAAUUACUUGUGUGGUACUUGGAGCAACGUGAGCAAGAGAUAGAGACUCAAGAGGAUCUUGAAACAGAAAGAGACCUAGCCAGAAAGGUUCUAAGAAGGAUGGUCAAGGACAACAUCCUCAUGCAAAUCCGUGGCGAAGGCUUAGCAGAUGAAAACGGUCAGCCACUAGAACAGGGCAAGGUUAAGUACGUUCUGCACCCUAAUUGUGCAGUCGAAGAAAUGGGCUGAGAUGGUUAUUUGGAUAUGGAGUUUAAGCGAUUAACGGAUGAUGUAAUUGAUACCUGUUAGCAAAGAAUAACGAGGCAAUGUGAUGGAAAAUGGCGCGCACGAAGUCGGUGCAUUGGCUGCAUGACAGCAAAUCGCUUAGAUUAUUUAAACGCAUUUCGCAAUCUAGAUCUCGUCUUCGAC
Messenger RNA from Verruconis gallopava, 3064 nucleotides. RefSeq lists its product as uncharacterized. Gene Ontology annotation, cellular component: MCM complex; nucleus. Lineage: Eukaryota; Fungi; Ascomycota; Dothideomycetes; Venturiales; Sympoventuriaceae. Gene Ontology annotation, biological process: double-strand break repair via break-induced replication; mitotic DNA replication; DNA replication initiation. Bases 44 to 2884 code for a protein of 946 amino acids. Gene Ontology annotation, molecular function: single-stranded 3'-5' DNA helicase activity; ATP binding; single-stranded DNA binding. The transcript is spliced from 3 exons. The record is from RefSeq and is a predicted model, not a curated record.